This is a messenger RNA of Cyprinodon variegatus (sheepshead minnow), 892 nucleotides long. Its product is annotated as meiosis-specific with OB domain-containing protein-like. The transcript has 8 exons. The annotation marks the transcript as partial. NCBI's taxonomy places the organism in Eukaryota, Metazoa, Chordata, Actinopteri, Cyprinodontiformes, Cyprinodontidae. Gene Ontology annotation, molecular function: single-stranded DNA 3'-5' DNA exonuclease activity; single-stranded DNA binding. Gene Ontology annotation, biological process: resolution of meiotic recombination intermediates. The record is from RefSeq and is a predicted model, not a curated record.
AUCGGAGACGUGAAGCAUUUCACAACAUCCGAUGGACGAAGAGGACAGAGGCUGGAAGUGAAGCUCUUUGACGACUCCGUCUCCUCUUUUCCUCUCAUUUGCUGGGACAUGGAGGCCAUUCAGCUGAUGCAGAACCUUCUCCCCAGAGAGACGGUGCUCUUCAUCGCUGACGCAAAGAUGAGCUUUGACAGCUUUCGCAGCAGCAUGGUGGCGACGGUUAACUCCAAGACCAUUAUUACCGUCAACCCCGACACAAGAGAGGCCAGUUUUUUGUUCAGCUAUGCUAAAAAACUAUCAGAGUCUGGAGUUUUAGACCAAGAGGAGGCAUCAGAAGAUCCGACCGUGGAGUCCAUCACUGAUGUGUACACUGUGAACCAGCUGAAGGAGAGGGCCAAAGAGCAGUCAGAGCCUCUUUAUGGCAUCACCUACAGCUUCAUCUCCAAGUUCGACCUCGACUCGUCCGUCUCAAAGGUCAUCAAGACCCGCUGUUCUAAAUGUAAGUUCCUGGUGACGGAGGAUAUGAAGAGCUGCACCAACCAGCUCUGUCCUGGGAGGGAGCAGCCUCUCUCCACCACCACCGGCUUCGACUUAUUGGUGGACUUCACAGACCACACCGGCACUCUGCAGGCCUGCAGCCUCAGAGGACUGGUGGCAGAGCAGACCCUCGGCUGCACGACUGAUGAGUUCAUCACUUUGACCGAUGAUCAGCGAACGUCACUGAAGUGGAAAUUUCUAUUGGGACGGUGCAAAAUAUACAUAAAGAUCCUCCCGUCUCCAAGGAUGAAGAGUGGACUCAGGGGGAUGAUCCUGGCGUGUACGCUGGCGGAUCCAGGAGAGGUGAAGCAGCAUAUGACCAAGCUGCUUCAGGAACUUUAAUCAGCAAAUGUUUCUG